Messenger RNA from Benincasa hispida (wax gourd), 1554 nucleotides. RefSeq names its product putative invertase inhibitor. Gene Ontology annotation, molecular function: enzyme inhibitor activity. Lineage: Eukaryota; Viridiplantae; Streptophyta; Magnoliopsida; Cucurbitales; Cucurbitaceae. The record is from RefSeq and is a predicted model, not a curated record.
AACUUGCAAAAUUUAAUUAAGUCCUCAGAAAUGUUAGGGGUAAUCUCAAAAACAAUAACAAGAAAAAACAAAACAAAAUUCACCCUAUAUAAAAAUAAAUAAAUACAAUAAACCUCGUAAAAAUAACAAACAAACCAUUUGAUUAAAACAAAGACAAGAAGACUAUUUUAGAAAAAUGCCUAAAAUGGAACACAAAAACAAGGCCAACAACAAUUUCCCAAAAGGCUUCAACUUCACCAAGAAAAUAGCCCAAAAGCAGCGGUCAACCAUUGGCGUCCACAGGCCAUCCGCUCCUCUCUCUACAAUCAAACAAAUUCAUUACGCAUUUAAAAACACCCCAUUUAUCCACACUUCACAAAUCAUCUUCAAGAACAAAAGAACUCAGACUCCCAUUUUCAAGCAAAAGAGUUGAACAAUGAAACCCAUUUCAAUUGUCAUGGUUGUCUUAGUUCUUUCACUUUGCCAGUUCCAAAUACUUUCCCAAACUCCACAAACUCCAUCAACUUCUGGAGGCAAUGAUCUCAUCACCAAAACCUGCAGCAGCACCCCUUACAAUGAUAUGUGCAAAUCAAUCUUACUAUCAUCUCCUAACAGCAAUGGAGCAGAUCUCUAUGGCCUAGCACAAAUUGUAAUACAAAUUGCAGCAGAGAAUGUUAGCAACAUAUAUGAAAGCAUAAACCAAUUACAAAAUGGUACAUCGGUAGACAGUUUCUUGGAUGACUGUUUGACAGAUUGCUUGGAGAGCUAUCAGGAUGCCAUUGAUCAAAUUGAAGAUUCAGUAACAGCAUUGGAAUUCAAAGCCUAUAAUGAUGUUAAGACAUGGGUUUCAGCUGCCAUGAGUGAUGCAGCUACAUGUGAUAUGGGGUUCAAAGAAAAACCAGGCUAUCAAUCUCCGAUUGCACAAAUGACUGCAGUUUUUGAUCAGAUUUGCAACAUUAUCUUGUCCAUGACUCAACUCUUAAGUGAAGAGAAGAUUAACUAACGUCACCAGCUAAGCAGUUUGGUUGUUUUGUUUGGCUCUUAAAAUAAGAGCCUUAUUUCACUUUGAAGUUGCAUACAAUAUAUGAUUAUGUAAACAAGAUCCCCAUGAUGGCAAGAGAUCAGAUAAACAUCAUCAUGAAAAGGAUUUCAGAAUCCAAACAUAAUAAUUUCUUAUAGUGAAUAUUAAAUACAUACCUCUGGAUCUUCAGUUUCAAAACAAAUCGAGAAAGCUUCAUAUAUUGAAUACAAUGUGAAAAACAAGAAACCAUCAGAACUUAACCAUUUACAGAAAGAAUCGAAAUAAAAUCCCAUCCAUUGAACGAUUUCUAUGAACUCUAAUGAAUUGAACCAACAAAUUAACAUCAGCAGAGGAAUUCAGAUCCCUUAAAAGGGGGGAAAACAAUCGAUUCCUCCUGUAAAACCCAAUUCACGCCUAGGAACACAUCGAUUUAAAUUUAUAUAAACUAAGUCGGAUACUAGAUUAAAACCAAGAAAUCAUGGGAGAUUAACCAUUUAAAGAAACAAUCAACGGAAAAUAGCAAAGUUAAUCAUGCUUACAGAUAGGAAUUCACG